Hevea brasiliensis (rubber tree) is the source of this 2130-nucleotide messenger RNA. Its product is annotated as probable phosphatase PSR2. Lineage: Eukaryota; Viridiplantae; Streptophyta; Magnoliopsida; Malpighiales; Euphorbiaceae. The coding region runs from base 245 to 1675 and encodes 476 amino acids. Gene Ontology annotation, molecular function: phosphoprotein phosphatase activity. The record is from RefSeq and is a predicted model, not a curated record. The transcript is spliced from 8 exons.
AAAGCCGACAUCGCAUGUGUCUUGACCGUUCGUGGAAGUUGAGAGAGAGAAAAACCAAACCAAAGUCUUUUCCUUCGUUUUAUAAGACAGCUAAAUAUGGAGAAAACACACAACUCCUAGAGAGAGAAAGUCUCUCAGUUUUACUUUCACAGUCUUGGCUGGCUCUUCAUUGUUUAGAGGGGUUUUGUUUCCCCGCUGAUGUUUCCAAGUCGAGAUUGUGUUACAUAUCAUAAGAACAGAUCAAAUGCCAUCAUUAAAAAUGAAGACCCAACCAAGCAUGGAUUCUUUAAGAGGAAAAAGUUGUCUGAGUGUGUGUCAAAAGUCUAAUACGAUAUCCAAAAAAUCAGGUUCUCAUGUCACAGUUUCUCAACAGAUAGCAGAAUGUGAUGCUUAUGUUCAGAAAUGUCAGAAUGGAUACGUUCAAUCAGGUAUAGAAACAUACACCCCGGAUAUUGAGUGUGAUGAAGCUAUUGACCAGCGAGAAUUUUUGAAUGAAGAAAAUUCUCAGUUUCAAAAGCAUUCAUCAACUUUUGCAGAUUCAGGCAUUGUGGGAAGAAUGGAAUCAACCCUUAACUGUACAUCAAACUUGGAAACAAUUUUUUCUCCUGCUCUGGAGCCUGUUGAAAUUCACAGUGUGCCAAAUAUUGAUGAUGAUGCAGUAGGGAGCGACAAAGAUCUUAAUGUGCCAGGGUCGGGUGCUGAUGACAGUGAUGAUAACAGAAGCUCAUGUGACUAUCAAACAUGCAAUAUAUCAGAUUUCUUUAUUUCUGACAUGAUUAUUACUGGCUUACCAUUUGAUGGGAGCACAGUUGAUGAUGAUAUCACUGAGAUCAAUCCUUUUCCUGAUUAUAAAUGUGCUGAGCCUAGUAUGUUUUUUGAUGUGGCUGAGGAAUGUGUGAUGCUACCUUUUCUUGAAGACACUGCCAAAGUCAGCAAUUCCAAUGAUACGAUAUCUAGUGAAGAAGGCGCAGUAGAUCAGGAUAAUGCUAGCUUGUACUUAGCAAUUAAUCAGAUACGAUCAUGCAACCACGAAUCUGAUCUUAACAGUGAUUCAGACCAGAUAGAAGACUUUGAUCCUCAGUUCUUUAUCAAAAAUUUGCCUGAACUAUCUGAUGUUGAGUCAAAUUUUCACCCUACAAAGGAGUCUUGGAGAAUGAAGUCUAUAACCCUGGUACUUGAUUUGGAUGAAACUCUCGUCCACUCUACAUUGGAACAUUGUGAUGAUGCAGACUUCACCUUUACUGUGUUUUUCAACAUGAAUGAGCACACUGUAUAUGUAAAACAGAGGCCUUUCCUCCAUACAUUCUUGGAGAGAGUUGCAGAGAUGUUUGAAGUUGUUAUCUUUACAGCCAGCCAAAGCAUUUAUGCAGCACAGCUUUUGGACAUACUGGAUCCAGAUAAAAAGCUUAUAUCUCGGCGGGUUUACCGCGAGUCUUGCAUUUUCACCGAUGGAAGUUACACAAAAGAUUUGACAGUUUUAGGUGUUGAUCUUGCAAAAGUUGCCAUUAUUGAUAAUUCUCCACAGGUUUUCAGGUUGCAAGUAAAUAAUGGGAUUCCCAUUAAGAGUUGGUUUAGUGAUCCAUCAGAUUGUGCAUUAAUUUCAUUACUUCCCUUCUUAGAGACCUUGGUUGAUGCUGAUGAUGUCCGCCCUAUCAUUGCAAACAGAUUCGGUUGAUGUUGGAAGUAUCUGAACGAGGGAGCCCCCAUUAUUUGAGGUUGUUUUAAGUUCCUUUGGAAGCCAUUAUGAAUGGUGUGAGAAGGAAAGAGUGGAUGCCCAUUUGUCAGAUGGAAGUGGGAAGGAAACUGUGUUGUGGCGUCUGCUACAUAAAAUACCCAUCAGCCUGUGAUAACAUAUGCUGAGUAUUGCAAAUUUUCUCUUUAUAAUUUUGCAUGCCUUAUCUGCAGGUCAUGUGAGGAACAACCUAUAUUAUCUGGUAAUGGCAAAAUGUAGGUACGUUGUUGAGUUCCAUUGUUACUUUCUUUACUUGUAGAUGUUGCAAUUUGUUAGACUAUGGACUGCCCUGACAGUUCUUUCACCUUGAAUUUCCAAAGCAAUGUUAAGUACAGAUUGGUUGUAUAGCCCCACUGGGAGAUGUUAAGAUAUUGAUUAAUUUAUUAUUCUUUUGUAUC